Aspergillus ochraceoroseus IBT 24754 is the source of this 1414-nucleotide messenger RNA. Its product is annotated as alpha/beta hydrolase. The coding region runs from base 193 to 1287 and encodes 364 amino acids. The record is from RefSeq and is a predicted model, not a curated record. Gene Ontology annotation, molecular function: hydrolase activity. Lineage: Eukaryota; Fungi; Ascomycota; Eurotiomycetes; Eurotiales; Aspergillaceae. The transcript has 4 exons.
CAAGAAUGCGCAAAGUACCUCGGUAUGCCAAAGGUCCGCGGGGCUGAACUCAUUGUCUCGAUAAUGUGUGAUUAGCGCUUACUUGCAUGAGAUCCUUUAGGAGAUAUCUAUAUUAUAAUCCAUCUGCCCCUUCUGAUGGGUUAUCAAACGUUCUGUGCUGCACAGGGUUGAUCUCCCUCGAGUCGUCGCUAUAUGACCAAGAACGCCAUGGGCAGUGCGUCUCAAAAUGCAGGCUCCGCAGACCUGAGUGUCUGGGAGAAACUAGAUCUCGUUUGCAAAAUUGUCCUUAUCCUUGUCACGAUUCCUUUUCGUCUUGUUGCUGGGCUUUUCCGAGGAUCGCGAGGCGCAAAGUCGUAUCGAGUCCACGUUGGUCAUGGGUUGGUGAGAACGCUCACGGGGCGUUUGACAGCCCGACAAACUCAGUAUAUGGGCCCUCCUACAAACAAAGGAUAUGAAGCGUGGGCAAAAGAAAACCGCUUCCCCCCGGAUACUGUGGAGUUGAAGCAUGGAGGUCUCGGACACUGGCUGGGAAACAAGAAGGCGAAAAAAGUCCUGAUCUACUACCAUGGUGGGGGCUUCCAAUUGAGCGCGAACCCCUUCUAUUUUAAAUUCCUCUCAGAUCUUAUACAAGACCUGGGAAAACAGGGCAAAGAUCUGUCUGUCUUCCUCCUCACUUACACUCUGACGCCACAUGCUACAUACCCAACUCAAUUGAGGCAAUCUGUCGAGGCCCUUCGCUAUAUUCUUUCAACCUCACAGUAUUCUCCCUCCGACAUUUACCUUGGAGGAGACUCUGCGGGCGGAAAUAUCUGCCUAGGUGUCCUGUCACAUCUUUCUCACCCACACCCGGAAAUCGAAGCAGUCCAGCUAAAUCGCCAGCUGGGUGGAAUGUUCAUGUUAUCUCCCUGGGUGAGCUUCUCGGCAGAUUGGCCGUCAGUCCGAGAGCACGAGUACAAAGAUGUGGUGGAUAAAAAAUCCGGCUUGAAAUGGGCAGAUGAUUUCCUUGGGGGUCGAAAGGGCGAUAACUACUGCGAGGCGGUUCUUGCGCCUCCCGAAUGGUGGGCAAAUGCGAAAGUUCGCGAUGUCUUGGUUAUUGCAGGCUCUGAGGAGCUGUUAUUGUCGUCUAUUGAGGUGUUUGUGAAGAAAUUCAAGGGACAAGUACCCAACACACAAUACGUUCUUGUGCCAGAUGAGGGCCAUGUGUCUGUCAUUCUGGAUAGCAUGAUCGGAGUAGAGCAAACCCGCCAGGAAAAGGCGCUCAAGUCUUGGCUCAGUGAUGUUAUUUAAAUCAUCGAACAGAUUGGGAGAAUUAUGAGACCUUCUCUUCCGCUGUCUUUACAUAAUUGACCGCUGACUCCAACGAUGUACUGGCUAGUAUACAUACAGUAUACCAAUUCACAACCUCUAGAACCAC